Molecule: messenger RNA, 405 nt
Organism: Brettanomyces nanus
Lineage: Eukaryota; Fungi; Ascomycota; Pichiomycetes; Pichiales; Pichiaceae
Exons: 1
Coding region: 1-405 (134 amino acids)
Source: RefSeq, a predicted model, not a curated record
AUGCAAGGAUUUGGUGCCAAGAAAUACGAUCUACCGGCUCCUUAUGGACUCAAGCCUAGAAAGGGCAAGAAGCAUCUUAAGAAAAUGGAUAAGCUGGCAAAGAACUACUUCACUACUCCGCAGAGAAAGCUUAUCGGAUAUUUGCUUCUUUUGAUUCUGGCCGCUUUGUUAAUACUGCAAGUUGUGCGUAUUGUGAAGCCAAAUAACGCUGAUGUUGCAUAUGAGCUAGAUGGUGAUACUGGUGAUUCUGGUGCUGUUGGAAUCGAUGAGAAUCGUCAAGUGCUAAAAGAAGAUAUCCCGGUGGUUCAAGAAAAGAAGAAUGUAGUUAAUCUUGAUGCCUUGGUUUUCGACGAAGCCGAAUUGGUCAAAGCUGCCGAAAAGCUCAACAGCAAGAACAGCAACUGA